Messenger RNA from Penicillium antarcticum, 1143 nucleotides. RefSeq names its product proteasome regulatory particle lid subunit RPN9. The transcript has 3 exons. Gene Ontology annotation, cellular component: nucleus; proteasome regulatory particle, lid subcomplex; cytosol. The record is from RefSeq and is a predicted model, not a curated record. Gene Ontology annotation, biological process: ubiquitin-dependent protein catabolic process. Gene Ontology annotation, molecular function: structural molecule activity. Bases 1 to 1143 code for a protein of 380 amino acids. NCBI's taxonomy places the organism in Eukaryota, Fungi, Ascomycota, Eurotiomycetes, Eurotiales, Aspergillaceae.
AUGGAGUCCAAGAUCCCCGAUUUCCUGGCCGAGCAGCAAGCACAAGGCAGCCCGGAGACGCAACCCUACUUCCUCACCUUUGAAGACCUCUGGGAUCGCAAGCUAUGGCACCAGCUUACAGACUCGCUGGUUGAAUUUUUCCGCAUGCCAGAGAGUGCCCCUCAGCGGUUAGCCAUCUUCAAGACCUUCGUGCUCAGCUUCUCCGACCGGAUCAACCAGCUCAAGUUUGUGUCGCUGGGUUUGAUGGCCGCAACAGAAUGCCAAGAUGACCAAGAACGACUGGGUUUCCUCACAUCCCUCGCCAGCAAGGUAGACACAGCCGAUACACAGGAUGCAUACGUCUAUGCGCUCGCCGACGUGGCAAAUGUCAAGUUGUCAUUGAAAGAUUUGGAAGGAGCACAGAAGGACCUGGCAACCUGCCAGCGGGUGCUGGACACUUUUGACUCGGUGGAGACCGUCGUGCACGCCUCAUUCUACAAAGUGAACGCGGACUACUACAACGCCAAGCAAGAAUUCGCCUCCUUCUACAAAAACGCCCUCCUCUACCUUGCCUGCAUAGACCUGGAAGAACUCACCGAGCAAGAGCGCGCAUCACGCGCCUACCACCUCAGCGUGGCAGCCCUGGUCUCCGACACGAUCUACAACUUCGGCGAGCUACUCCUGCACCCGAUCCUGGACUCCCUGACCGAGACCCCCCAUAAAUGGCUCCGCGAGCUUCUCUUCGCCUUCAACCGGGGCGACUUGACAGCCUACGACGUUCUAGCCGGCAACAUUAGCAAGGACAAGCUGCUUGAAGCGCACCGCGUAUUCCUGUACCAAAAGAUCUCUCUGUCCGCACUGACGGAGAUGGUCUUCCGUCGCCCGCCACACGACCGCUCUCUCUCCUUCCAGGCCAUUUCAUCCGAGACGAAGGUUCAGCCCGAUGAGAUUGAGCACCUGGUUAUGAAGGCUCUGUCACUUGGUUUGCUGCGUGGGUCGAUUGACCAGGUUGCUGGUGUUGCGCAAAUCCAUUGGGUUCAGCCCAAGGUUUUGGAUAUGAAGCAGAUUGAUGGUAUGCGCAACCGUCUUAAGGACUGGGAUGCUGGUGUUAAUCAGCUUGGUCACUGGAUCGAGGGUGUUGGAAAGGAUGUCUGGGCUGCAUAG